AUGAUAUUUAUCAGUGAUUUACCAUCGAACAUGCCGAAACAACGUCUGCUCGAUGCAUUACGGAAAGUAUUUUCGACUGUUGGUAAAAUUAAAAUUAAUCAACAAACACAGGUAGCCUCUAUCGAUUUAUUUAGAAAAGAAGAUAACACAUCUCAAUUAAAUGUCACGGCAACGAUUACAUUUGAACAAGAAGAAUCGGUAAUGAAAGCAAUUGAAAAAUAUAAUGGAAAACGUGUACCGAUCUUCAACGAUGCUCAAAUUCGUGUCAAGAAAUCAGAAAUGACAACUGAAAGAACAUCAGCACGAACACCGCCAUCAGUGCUGCAAGAAGCGCCGUUACCACUAUCGCAAACCUCAGGUAAUAAACACUGGCAAAAGGAAAGACUGUUUAUGGUUUGGACUGCUAACAUUUAA
Messenger RNA from Rotaria sp. Silwood1, 414 nucleotides. The record is from the annotation of a GenBank genome assembly. Lineage: Eukaryota; Metazoa; Rotifera; Eurotatoria; Philodinida; Philodinidae.